This is a messenger RNA of Miscanthus lutarioriparius, 930 nucleotides long. The record is from the annotation of a GenBank genome assembly. Lineage: Eukaryota; Viridiplantae; Streptophyta; Magnoliopsida; Poales; Poaceae.
AUGGUGCAUCAGGCUCAGGGGCAGCUUGUGCAGGAGCUGGCCACCGGCGGCCUCCCCCGCGCCGCCGAGCCGGUGACCGGCCAUGGCAUGCCGGAGGCGCUCCUGGACGACAUCCGGGAAGUGGCAAGAGAGUUCUUCCACCUGCCGUCCAAGGAGAAGCUCAAGUACGCCAACCAGACGGAGGGCGGCGAGUUCCAGAACGAGGGCUACGGCACCGACCGCGUGGACACCGACGAGCAGAUCCUCGACUGGUGCGACCGGCUGUACCUCCAGGUCCAGCCGGAGGACGCGCGGCAGCUGAGACUCUGGCCGGACCACUCGCCGUCGCUCGGCAACCUCCUGCACGAGUACACGCUGCGGAGCGAGCAGGUGGCCAAGCAGGUGCUCAGGGCCAUGGCGCGGACCCUGGGCUUCGGGGAGGACUUCUUCGUCGGCCGGCACGUCGGCGAGAAGGUGGCGACGUACGCACGGCUCACCUACUACCCGCCGUGCCCGCGCCCGGACCUCGUGCACGGGCUGAAGCCCCACACCGACAACUCCGUCAUCACGACGCUCCUCCUCGACCGCGACGUCGGCGGCCUCCAGGUUCUCAAGGACGGCCGGUGGGUCGACGUGCCCGUGCUUGGCUACGACCUGCUGGUGGUCGUCGGCGACGAGAUGGAGAUCAUGAGCAACGCGGUGUUCAGGGCGCCGACGCACCGCGUGGUGACCAGCCACAGGGAGAGGAUGUCGCUGGUGCUCUUCUACCAGCCGGAGCCGCACAGGGACCUGCAGCCCGCCGAGGAGCUGGUGGACGACGCCCGCCCGGCGCUGUACAAGAAGCUCAACGUCAAGACCUUCGCCGACGGGUUCUGGGACGCCUUCGCGCUCGGCGAGCCCACCAUCACUACCUCAAUGGCCAGGGUAGUAGACAAGGAGGCCGCUGCGUGA